This is a messenger RNA of Diorhabda carinulata, 1590 nucleotides long. RefSeq names its product chromatin complexes subunit BAP18. Bases 158 to 649 code for a protein of 163 amino acids. The transcript has 6 exons. Gene Ontology annotation, cellular component: NURF complex; MLL1 complex. The record is from RefSeq and is a predicted model, not a curated record. Lineage: Eukaryota; Metazoa; Arthropoda; Insecta; Coleoptera; Chrysomelidae.
GUUUUAUAUAUGCUGACAGCUGUAGAAGUUACUUAGAAAAAGGCAAAUGCUUGUGAUUGUUGAAGUGAUAUAUUUACAUCUCACUGUAUUUUCUUAUGGAAUUGUUAUUUUAAAAUAGACUUUUUUGUCUAACCGUUAUAAGUAUUUAAUUUAAAAAAUGAGUUCAGCCAGCAAGGUUGGAGAAAUAUUUACAGCUGCCGGCCAAGCAUUUAACAAAUUAGGUGAUUUAACUAUGCAGUUGCAUCCUAAUGCAGAAUCUCCAACAGGAAAGUGGACUGAUGAAGAAAUUGAGAUGUUGCGCCAAGUAGUGAAGCAAUUUUCAGAUGGCUUAAAUCAAAUUAGUGAUCAUAUAAAAAGGCGGACAGUAUCACAAAUUAGGACUGCUUUGAAGAAGAAGGCUUUUGAGGAUGCUGGAUUACCAGUGAGGCAGGUGAAUCAGACAUUAUCAUCAGUUCAGUUACAACAGAAUGUGAAUGUACAACAACCAAUGAUAAAAUCCGAAGUUACACUGAAUAUGUUGAAUGCAGCAGAGUCUGAAGUUGAUGUCGAAGGUCUCAAUGAAGAUGUUAAAUUAGAAUUUGAUGGUGGAAAUGAAGAAGUUUCAUCGAAAGACCCUAAUGUCAAACCAGGCGUUCCAGGAGUAUUUUAAGAUGUUAAAUAUAAAUUUUCUGAAUUUUUAAUAAAAAAAUUAUUUUGCUUAUGUAGACAUAGGAAUUCAUGUCCACGUUUUAUACCAACCUUACUGUGUUAGCUUUUCUGUUGAUAAAGAUUAGUGAGACAGCAGCCUUUCAUAUUUAUAAGUGUGUAAUCAUGUUUUAGAUACAGGAGUAGAAAAGUAUUGUUCGGAAUCACAGAAGUCUUGUAAAUAUGCACCAUGGUGUAUAUAUAUAAGUUUUACAAACAAUGUAUGUUAUCAUUUUCUGUUUUAGCUAAAUUUUUUAUAAUUUCCAUGUGUAAUAAAGAAUUAUUUUCACUUUUUUUUGCCAUUUUCCCCAUAACUCAUAUCAGAAAUCAAUUUCAACAAAUUCUAAAAUUGUAUUAAGAAGUUUCAACUUUUGAAAAUUAAUUUAAAUUCAAUCAAGGUUGAAUUAGGACAGGUAAAUAUUCAACAGUUGAUAAAACUGCAUUUAUAUUUCAAUAUACCAGUGGAUCGUAUGUCUUCAAUGUUCCUUCAUAUUAAAAUUAUUGAUGUACAAAUAAUAACUUGUGAACCUCCACUUUACUUAACAUAAAAUUGACAUAUAUACAAAGCUCUGUUGUAAAUAUAUUUCUUCGAUAUUUGCAAGUUUUGAAAAUCCAGGAAAAAAUUGUUUUUGUAUCCUAUGUAAUUAUGAACUAACUGCAGCUCUUUUCUUAUCGUGGAAUUUCCUCAUUCUUUCUUCUAAUUCUGGUCUAAAAUGUCUUAUAAGACCUUGUACUGGCCAAGCAGCACCAUCUGCGAGAGCACAAAUCGAAUGACCUUCAACUUGUUUACUAAUUUCCCAUAACAUAUCGAUUUCUUCGGGUUUGGCGUUGCCAUCAACGAAUCUAUAGAUCAUUUUGUUCAUCCAAUUUACACCUAGAAUAAAUAAAAAAGUUGACGUGAACAAA